AUGAGGUUCAUUUGGACCUUGAGCUUGAUCGUCACUGCCCUUGGACUUGCUCCUGUCCGAUUCGACAGGGAGAAGGUGUUCCGUGUGAGGCCCCAGGAUGAAAACCAAGCAAACAUCAUAAAGGACUUGGCCAAAACCAAUGAGCUCGACUUCUGGUAUCCAGAUGCCACACACCAUGUGACUGCUAACAUGACGGUGGAUUUCCGAGUUAGUGAGAAAGAAUCCCAAUCUCUCCAGUCUGCCUUGGAUCAAAACAAAAUGCACUAUGAAAUCCUAAUACAUGAUCUACAAGAAGAGAUUGAGAAACAGUUUGAUGUUGAAGAAGAUAUCUCUGGCAGGCACAGUUAUGCAAAAUACAAUAACUGGGACAAGAUUGUAGCUUGGACUCAAAAAAUGGUGACUAAGUAUCCUGAAAUGGUCUCUCGGAUCAAAAUUGGGUCAACUGUUGAAGAUAAUCCACUAUAUAUUCUCAAGAUUGGAAAAGAUGAAACAAGAAAGGCUAUUUUUAUGGACUGUGGCAUUCAUGCACGAGAAUGGAUUGCCCCAGCUUUCUGCCAGUGGUUUGUCUAUCAGGCAACAAAAAGUUAUGGAAAAAACAAAAUUAUGACCAAACUUUUGGACCAAAUGAAUUUUUAUGUUCUUCCUGUGUUCAAUGUGGAUGGAUAUAUUUGGUCAUGGACACAGAACCGACUGUGGAGAAAAAAUCGCUCCAGGAACCGCAACUCCAGCUGCAUUGGCACAGACCUCAACAGGAACUUUGAUGUCUUGUGGAACUCUUCUCUGAACAAUAAUAACCCGUGUAGUAACAUCUAUAGGGGCUCUGCACCAGAAUCUGAGAAAGAGACAAAAGCUGUCACUGCCUUUAUUCGAAGCCACCUGAAAUCCAUCAAAGCUUACAUCACCUUCCAUUCCUACUCCCAGAUGCUGCUGUUUCCCUAUGGAUACACAACUGAGCUGCCAGCCAACCAUGAGGACCUGAACAAAGUUGCAAAGAUUGGCGCUGACGUUAUAUCAACUCGAUAUGAAACCAGCUAUAUUUAUGGUCCAAUAGCAUCAAUAAUUAAUCCAACAACAGGCUCUUCUUUAGACUGGGCUUAUGACCUGGGUAUUAAACACACAUUUUCCUUUGAGCUCCGUGAUAAAGGCAAAUUUGGUUUCCUCCUUCCUGAAUCCCUGAUAAAGCCAACCUGCAAGGAGACCAUGCUGGCUGUCAAGUUCAUUGCCAAGUACAUCCUGAAGCACACGCCCUGAAGAAUCACCCUCCACUUAGAAGGCACCAGUCCUGUUACCUAUGUGUGUGCCUUUCCGCAGAAAGCCAGGCUCCAGGUACCCCUGGACACAGCUUCCACACCACCUGAACAGGUCCUGCUGUGCUUCAUUUAAAUCCUGCUUUUUUUUUUUCCAAUAACCCCCAGUAAUACCUUAACAAAGUAGUUUUAAGUAAAAUCUUUAAGUACCUGUCUUUACUAUAAGUAAAGUUUGAUUCAUCAGAAAGCAUUUUUUUAAGUAUCUGAGUAUUUUGAAAGGUGAUAUAUUGUGGGAUGCAGGAAAGAAAUGAAAUCCUUUAGUUUCUGUAGAAUCUGAUUUUUAUCUCAUGGUUUCAUCAUAUUGUAUGCUGAUAUAACAAAAAAAAAUAAAAUAUAUUCCAAAGAUUUCUGACUGCAUCUUCUAUUUCUCAUAGACUAUAUUCUCUGUAUGUCUCUAUUAGCAUUAAUAAUCAAGAUGGAUACUUUUUUUAAGUCUGUUAAUAAGAAAUACUAUC
This is a messenger RNA of Octodon degus (degu), 1762 nucleotides long. RefSeq names its product carboxypeptidase A3 (gene Cpa3). Gene Ontology annotation, molecular function: metallocarboxypeptidase activity; zinc ion binding. The coding region runs from base 1 to 1251 and encodes 416 amino acids. The transcript has 11 exons. The record is from RefSeq and is a predicted model, not a curated record. NCBI's taxonomy places the organism in Eukaryota, Metazoa, Chordata, Mammalia, Rodentia, Octodontidae. Gene Ontology annotation, biological process: proteolysis.